This is a messenger RNA of Wallemia ichthyophaga EXF-994, 216 nucleotides long. RefSeq lists its product as uncharacterized. The record is from RefSeq and is a predicted model, not a curated record. Lineage: Eukaryota; Fungi; Basidiomycota; Wallemiomycetes; Wallemiales; Wallemiaceae. The transcript has 2 exons. Bases 1 to 216 code for a protein of 71 amino acids.
AUGCAAUCCUCAUUUGUCGCAACUUUCAUACCUCAGGUUCAUGAAGAACACGUGAACAGGAUUAAGGAGCUCAUUGUGUUGUACGGCGGCAAUAUCAGACAUAGUCAGAAUCUCUGGCUGGAAUUUGAAAUUGACGAUUCAACGCUCUUUUGGACCAGCACCAAGAACGACCCUUUUAUUCGCAAUAUCUUCAAGGCUAUGCCAGUGAGACGCUAG